CACCUUCCAGACUUGACGGAGGCGUGGAGAUUGAUUGCUCCGGACUGCACGGCUUUGCGUCACUUGAAUUAUUUUGAUUAGAACACAUAGACUGUGCCCCCUUGGGCUCCUGUUGUUUCUGUGAGCCCGGGCCGCCUUAUCAGAGUAGGAUGAUGGAGUUUUGUGGGGCAGAACUAGGCAGGGGAGACUUCCUAAAACGACUGGUGAAGUGGUCUGUGUGUGCGGUAGAGAUUCUUGCAGAGAACAGCACUGUGUCUCAGUGCCACGUGCUGAGUGGCUGAGACCCUGAGAUGGUCAGAGAGAACACCAGAAGGGGUUUGUCUCACCUACACAAACAGCCUGCACUUCAGCCAACCACUGUGGCCCCUGAGAACAGGUUGAUAUGCCCAAGAUAGUCCUGAAUGGUGUGACGGUGGAUUUCCCUUUCCAGCCUUAUCAAUGCCAACAGGAGUACAUGAGUAAGGUCCUGGAAUGUUUGCAGAAGAAAGUGAAUGGCAUCCUGGAGAGCCCCACAGGCACCGGGAAGACACUCUGCCUCCUCUGCACCACACUAGCCUGGCGGGAACAUCUCUGGGACACUGUCUCUGCCCGUAAGAUUGCUGAGAGAGCACAAGGAGAGCUUUUCCUUGAUCAGGCGUUGUCAGCCUGGGGGAGUGCCACUGCUGCUGAUGGAGAACCCAUAGCUUGCUACACAGAUAUCCCAAAGAUCAUCUAUGCCUCCAGGACCCACUCGCAGCUCACACAGGUCAUCAAUGAGCUUCGGAACACUGCCUACCGGCCAAGGGUGUGUGUGCUAGGCUCCCGGGAGCAGCUGUGCAUUCACCCAGAGGUGAAGAAGCAGGAGAGUAACCACAUGCAGAUCCAUUUGUGCCGAAAGAAGGUAGCAAGUCGUUCCUGUCAUUUCUACAACAAUGUUGAAGAGAAAAGCCUGGAGCAGGAGCUGGUCACCCCCAUCCUGGACAUCGAGGACCUGGUCAAGAAUGGGAGCAAGCACAAAGUGUGCCCUUACUACCUUUCUCGGAACCUGAAGCAGCAAGCUGACAUCAUCUUUAUGCCAUACAAUUACUUGUUGGAUGCCAAGAGUCGCAAGGCACACAACAUUGACCUGAAGGGCACUGUCGUGAUCUUUGAUGAAGCUCACAAUGUGGAGAAGAUGUGUGAGGAGUCGGCCUCCUUUGACUUGACGCCCCACGAUGUGGCUUCAGGACUGGAUGCCAUUGGGCAAGUGUUGGAGGAACAGACCAGAGUGGUACAGCAGAGUGAGCUCCAGCUGGGGCUCAGCUUGGAUCCCACCAGCUCAGGACUGAACAUGCAGCUGGAAGACAUCGCCAAGCUCAAGAUGAUCCUUCUUCGCCUGGAGGGGGCCAUCGAUGCUGUCCAGCUACCCGGAGAUGGUAGUGGUGUCACUAAGCCAGGAAGCUAUAUCUUCAACCUGUUUGCGGAAGCCCAGAUAACAUUUCAGUCCAAGGUCUGCAUCCUGGAGUCACUGGACCAGAUUAUCCAACACUUGGCAGGACGUGCCGGAGUGUUCACCAAUACGGCUGGGCUGCAGAAGCUCAUGGACAUCAUCCAGAUCGUGUUCAGUGUGGACCCCACUGAGGGCAGUCCUGGGAUCUCACAGUCCUAUAAGGUGCACAUACACCCUGACAUUGGGCCCCGGAGGGCGGCUCAGCGGUCAGAUGCUUGGAGUGCUGCUGCAUCUAGAAAGCAAGGGAAGGUACUGAGCUACUGGUGCUUCAGCCCGGGCCACAGCAUGCAGGAGCUGCUCCGCCAGGGUGUCCGCACUGUCAUCCUCACCAGCGGCACACUGGCCCCGCUGUCCUCUUUCGUCCUGGAGAUGCAGAUCCCCUUCCCAGUCUGCCUGGAGAACCCACACGUCAUCGACAAGCACCAGCUCUGGGUGGGGGUCAUCCCCAGAGGCCCCGAUGGAGCAGAACUGAGCUCUGCAUUUGACAAGCGUUUUUCUGAGGAGUGCUUGUCCUCUCUGGGGAAGACUCUGGGCAACAUCGCCCGUGUAGUGCCCCAUGGGCUUCUGGUCUUCUUCCCUUCCUACCCUGUCAUGGAGAACAGCCUGGCCUUCUGGCGGGCCCGAGACUUGGCCAGGAAGGUGGAGGUGCUGAAACCUCUGUUUGUGGAGCCCAGAAGCAAAGGCAGCUUCUCAGAGGUCAUCGAUGCUUAUUACCAGCGUGUCGCCUCCCCUGGGUCCAGUGGGGCUACCUUCCUGGCGGUGUGCCGGGGCAAGGCCAGCGAGGGGCUGGACUUCUCAGACAUAAAUGGUCGUGGUGUGAUCAUCACGGGCCUCCCGUAUCCCCCACGCAUGGAUCCUCGGGUUGUCCUCAAGAUGCAGUUCCUGGAUGAGAUGCGGGGCCAGAGCCAAGCUGGAGGCCAGUUCCUCUCAGGGCAAGAAUGGUACCGGCAGCAGGCGUCCAGGGCUGUGAACCAGGCCAUUGGGCGGGUCAUCAGGCACCGCCAUGACUAUGGGGCCAUCUUCUUGUGUGACCACAGGUUCACCUAUGCAGAUGCCAAAGCCCAGCUGCCCUCCUGGGUGCGCCCCUACCUCAAGGUGUACAACAACUUUGGCCAUGUCAUCCGGGAUGUAGCCCAGUUCUUCCGUGUUGCUCAGAGAACUAUGCCCGCCCCAGUCCCCAGGGCUUUGGCCCCAGGUGUGGGUGAGGGAAAAGCUGCUGCCAAGGUGACCACAUUGCCUGGACCUCUCCUCGCAACCAGAAAAGCCACAAGUCUAGACGUGCAUGUGCCCAGCCUGAGGCAGAAGCCAGCAGGAUCGCCGGCUGUGGAGGACCCAGAGAGCAACCUGUGUGUGGAGUAUGAGCAGGAGCCAGUCACAGCCCCGUGGAGGCCCAUGGGGCUGCUGGCUGCCCUGGAGCACAGCGAGCAGAAGGCUGGGGCACCUGAGGAUGAGGCCUACCCUGGGAAGGAGGCAGUUGGUCGGUCUACCCUGUCCCUUCAGUGUGAGAAGAGGCUGGCUGAUGAGCAGAGAGGAGGAAGGAAGAAGGUCAGGCUGGUCAGCCACCAGGAGAAGCCAGAAGCUGGUACACAGGAAGAGCGAGCCAAGCUGUUCAUGGUGGCUGUGAAGCAGACACUGAGCCAAGCUAGCUUUGACACCUUUACCCAGGCCCUGAAGGUCUACAAGGGUUCCGAUGACCUCAAAGCACUGAUGGACUGCCUCAGUUGCCUCUUUGCUGAAGACCCCAAGAAGCACACCCUGCUCCAAGGCUUCUACCAGUUUGUGCGGCCCCACCACAAACAGCAGUUUAAGGACAUCUGCAUUCAGCUCACUGGUCAAGGCUGCAGUAGCUGGCCAGAGCCUGGCCUUUCCCACAGGCAGCAGGCACUGCCAGCCCUGGGGCCCAGUGGUCCUCAGGAACAUGUUUCUUCAGGGAAGAGGGGUCCUGAGCCCACGCUGACCCAAUCCAAGGAGGUGGCCAAGCAGCUAGAUCCUGGAGUGCACCUGAACCAGGGUGAGCCUCACCUGUCCACCAGGCUACCCCCCGAAGGCACCUGGCUCCUGCAGAUGCCAGGAGACACCCACAGCUGUCCAGAAGUGUGGUCCACAGUAGAACAGGGCCAGUCUGCUGCGAGUGCCUAUCUGGCAGACAUCCGAGAGGCCCUGGGGUGCGCAGCCCACAGACAGCUCCUGGCAGCACUGAAGGUGUACAAACAGGAUGACAACUUCGACAAGGUGCUUGCUGUGCUGGCUGCACUGACCACAGCACGGCCCGAGGACCUCCCCCUGUUGCAAAGGUUCAGCAUGUUCGUGCGUCCCCACCACAAGCAGCACUUCCUGCAGACCUGCGCAGACCUGAUGGGGCUGCCCGCCUCGGGCAGAGAACUGGGCCCCCUGGAAGAGAGCCCCACCACACCUGAACUUUCCCAUGGGGCUCCCCAGUCAGGUCCUUCACUGUUGCAAAGACCCAGAAGGGUCCAGAGCAAGAUCUUUUCCUUCCUUAAACAGACUCCAGAUGAUGGUGAGGAGCCCAGCCUGCCCCCUGGGCUUCCUGACCAUGCAGGCUUCUCGUGCCCAGGCUGCGGGGCAGAGGACACAGUGACCUUCCAGUGCCUCUCCUGUGACUUGCACCGCUGCCAGGCCUGCUGGCUACAGCACCUCCAGGUUGGUGCCUGGCUCUCAUCCCUACCAGGCAUCACUGCAGGUGUUCAGCCAAGGUGGGUGGGGGCACACUCUCAAGCGCUUGCAGUGUCCAGCAGGCAUGUCCAGUGGCCUGUGUCUCCACAGGGCUCUAGGACGUGUCCAGCCUGCUUUGCUGCCACGAGGAAGCAGAGCCUCACACAGGUCUUCUGGCCGAAGCACCAGUAAGCAUCCAUGGAGACACUGCAGGGCCCUGAUGUGGCUCCACACUGGCCUGUCCAGCCCUGCUGUGGGCCACGGGCCACCUCCCACAUUGCGACAUGGAGGCUGGCUUCCUGCUCGCUGCCAGGCCCACUGCGGGCCUCAGGUGGGAGCUGUGGCUCGUGGGACCUGGAAGAUGUCCCUUUCCCAGAGAUU
Heterocephalus glaber (naked mole-rat) is the source of this 4522-nucleotide messenger RNA. Lineage: Eukaryota; Metazoa; Chordata; Mammalia; Rodentia; Bathyergidae. The record is from RefSeq and is a predicted model, not a curated record.